This is a messenger RNA of Ooceraea biroi (clonal raider ant), 1164 nucleotides long. RefSeq names its product probable U3 small nucleolar RNA-associated protein 11. The record is from RefSeq and is a predicted model, not a curated record. Gene Ontology annotation, biological process: rRNA processing. Gene Ontology annotation, cellular component: nucleolus; small-subunit processome. NCBI's taxonomy places the organism in Eukaryota, Metazoa, Arthropoda, Insecta, Hymenoptera, Formicidae.
UCAUCGGCCGUGCAAGCUCGUGUAUCACGUGUCUUCACCGUGGAGCUGCUAAAUGCGAGGUUAUGUAGCGCAGGGUUUGCGAUGAUCAGCUGGUGAUUAAUUAUUAUUGCUCGAUACGGUGAUAUCGAUUUCUACAGCGAAUAUAAAAGCGAAAUCUGCACGACAACCGUUGCAAACGUUCACUCUGUAAGAUCACCCUUUCUUAUCUUUCCUGAGAGAGCAACGUGAAAAAUGUCCUCGUGGAAGAAAGCUGCUAAGGCGAGCCAGAAGACUCAUCGGGAGCGUCAUCAACCGAAAGAGCGCAAACACCUGGGUCUGCUGGAGAAGAAGAAGGAUUACAUCGCUCGGGCCCGGGACUUCCAGGAGAAGCAGGCGACGUUGAAGCUCCUGCGGAAGCGGGCGCUGAAUAAAAACCCGGACGAAUUUCACUUUCAUAUGAUCAACUCCAAGAUAGUGGGCGGCGUCCACCGUGAGAAGGACAAGAAGGAUCAGCACACUCCCCAGCAGAUCCAGUUGAUGGAGACGCAGGACAUCCGUUACGUGGCCUACAAGAGGAACCUUGAAGCGAAGAAGAUAAAUCGGCUGCAGAGCGAGCUGCACAUGAUCGACACGGCCAACGAGGUUCAGAACCAGCACAUCUUCUUCCUGGAUGAUGGCACGGAGAUGAAGAAUUUUGAUCUUGCCAAGAAACUGGACACGCAUCCGACACUGCUGUCCAGGCGCACCAAUCGUCCAAAACUGAGCGCGAUCAAGAACAUGAAACUACCAGAACUGGACGAGAAGACUCUGGUCAAGCUCGAGCAGAAGAAGCACAUGACCUACAAGGAGCUGGAGAAGAGAAUCGACAGAGAACGCGAGUUGACGAUCGUGCAGCAGAAGCUGGAGAUGCGCAGAAUGCUGAAAAACAAAAAGGCACAGAAGCCGAAAUUGAUCAAGCCUGGUUCGAAGGACGCCGCACCUAUCUACAAGUGGAAGUACGAGAGGAAACGGUGAGGGAAAUUAUAAAUUUGAGAUAUAAGGUAGAUAUAAAUGAUAUAAUGUAUUUUAAAUACAAGUGGAUAUAAGUUUGUACAUACAGGAGUUUGUAUUAAUGUCGUAUAAUUAGUUAUUAGCGUAAUUGUAAUAUCAAUACGACUAUGUCAAAUAAAACUUUAGACUAUUUGC